CUUUUGACAAAUUUUAUGCUUAACCAGUCAGAUCGAUCUGAUUUCUAACCUGGUCCAUUGGGCUGACAUACGAGCGGUGAUAUCGGCAUGAAUCCACCUAAGUAGAUGUAUACCUAUAUAUAUAAGAUCUCAGAGUUCCGAUUAUAGUGUUUUCAUGUCGUGAUACCAAACACACACACACACACAAUAAUCCCUGAGUUCCACGAGGUCAAAAUGCAGCUUACCUACCUAUCCAUCGCCGUAGCCUUUGGCUCUACAACCGUCAACUCUGCUUCUUUACCCGGCUGGGCUCCCGCAGGACCAAAUGACGUCCGCGCCCCGUGUCCUAUGCUGAAUGCUUUGGCAAACCACGGCUACCUCCCACACGACGGAAAAGGAAUCACGGUAAACAAGACCGUGGAUGCUCUGAAAUCUGCCCUGAACUUCGACCCGGUGCUCUCCAGCUCUUUGUUCGAGUUUGCGGCGACUACGAACCCGAUACCCAAUGCGACGUUCUUCGACUUGGACCACCUCAGCCGUCACAACAUCCUAGAACAUGAUGCUAGCUUGAGUCGUCAAGAUGCAUACUUUGGACGUGCCGACACUUUCAACGAGGCGGUAUUCAACCAGACAAAGUCGUACUGGACGGGCGACAUCAUCACCGUCCAGAUGGCGUCCAACGCCCGCGUCUCUCGCCUCAUGACCUCCAACCUCACCAACCCGGAGUACUCGCUUUCGGACCUGGGGUCGGAGUUCAGCAUUGGCGAGACGGCGGCCUACAUUUCGGUGCUAGGCGACAAGAAGACCGGCACGGUCCCAAAGAGCUACGUGGAGUUCCUUUUCGAAAAGGAACGUCUGCCGUGGGAGCUCGGCUUCAAGAGAGCGGCGGAGCCCUUCACUGAGCAGGACCUCGCGGAUAUGAUGGGCCAGAUCGUCAACGCCCAGCACUUCCCCCAGGAGCCCGGGAAGGUCGGGUGGUAGUAUACGAGCCGCGUUAGCCAUGAGGAUGGCCAUGGUAUUGGUAAAUGGUAAUGAGGGACUGUAACGACAGGGAUAGAGUAAAAGGGGACUUCAUCCCUUUCUCUUUUUUGGAUUUUCUUAGACCACUGGAUAUUUGAAUGCACCGGACUCAGGGAGUACACUUUCCCUAGUAUUUUGUUUUCCCCCUUUUCUUCUUUCUGGCCCUUGGCAUCAUGGCGGAACUUGCGUUGAGGUAAUAGAAGACGACAAGCUCGCAAGGAGCCAUGGCGACCCAGACAUGUAUAUUUUAUUGGAUAACGAUUAUAUAACGUGAAAGAAGUGCCAACUCUGAAAAUAGAUGUUAGCUAUGUCGGAUAUCCAAUUUGAUAAAUUGGAUAUAAUAAAUAGUUAGCAGUUAUGUAGAAAGAAGUAUUGUCCGUAGAUAAAA
This is a messenger RNA of Hypoxylon fragiforme, 1387 nucleotides long. RefSeq names its product Cloroperoxidase. Bases 214 to 960 code for a protein of 248 amino acids. The transcript is spliced from 4 exons. Gene Ontology annotation, molecular function: peroxidase activity. Lineage: Eukaryota; Fungi; Ascomycota; Sordariomycetes; Xylariales; Hypoxylaceae. The record is from RefSeq and is a predicted model, not a curated record.